Molecule: messenger RNA, 1423 nt
Organism: Helianthus annuus (common sunflower)
Lineage: Eukaryota; Viridiplantae; Streptophyta; Magnoliopsida; Asterales; Asteraceae
Product: protein PHR1-LIKE 2
Exons: 6
Coding region: 383-1249 (288 amino acids)
Molecular function (GO): DNA-binding transcription factor activity; DNA binding
Source: RefSeq, a predicted model, not a curated record
CAAAAGCGACAGACUAAGACAACUGAAGAACACGACAUCUCUCUCUCUCCUCUUUCUCUCUCUAAAAAUUCAAUCUUUUUUCAUUCACCUGGCUCGUCUUUUCAUUCACAUUUCAGGACCCUUUUCGAUCUUCUUCACUCUACACCAUUCAAAAUCCAAACUUGAUUUCAUCUGGGUUUUCUUGAUUUUCGCAAAUUCAAACCCUAAUUUUCAAGAUUUCAUCUGGGUUUUCUUGAUUUUUGCGAAAUCAAGCCCUAAUUUUCAAGAUUUGAACUGGGUUUUUGCAAAUUCAAACCCUAAUUUUCAAGAUUUCAUCUGGGAUUUCUUGAUUUUUGCGAAAUCAAGCCCUAAUUUUCAAGAUUUGAACUGGGUUUUUGUUGAAAUGUAUUCUGGGAUUCAUACGAUUUCGUUGGAUGGAAGUAAUUUAGGGCAUGGUGAGUUUCCGGGUCAGUUGGAUGGAACCGGGUUCGUUGGGGAUCCGUGUUUGGUGUUGACUACGGAUCCGAAGCCCCGGCUCCGGUGGACUUCGGAGCUCCAUGAGAGAUUUGUGGAUGCGGUUACUCAGCUUGGUGGACCUGACAAAGCAACGCCAAAGACGAUUAUGAGGACAAUGGGGGUGAAAGGGCUCACACUUUAUCAUUUGAAGUCACAUCUUCAGAAAUAUCGGUUGGGGAAGCAAUCUUGCAAAGAGUUAACGGAGAAUUCCAAAGAUGCAUCUUGCAUUGCUGAGAGCCAAGACACAGGUUCAUCGACGACAUCAUCAACAAGAAUGAUGCCACAAGAUUCAAACGAUGGCUUCCAAGUUACCGAAGCUUUGCGAGCGCAGAUGGAAAUCCAAAGAAGACUGCAUGAGCAGUUAGAGGUUCAACGUCGUCUCCAGCUUCGAAUCGAAGCACAAAGCAAAUACCUUCAAUCAAUCUUGGAAAAAGCAUGUAAAGCUCUAAACGAUCAAGCCGUCGCAACCGCAGGGUUAGACGCAGCUAGGGAAGAGCUUUCCGAACUCGCUAUCAAGGUAGCCAACGACUGCCCGCCAUCUGGCAUCCCCAUCCCAUCACUUCCUGACGUCGCAGCUUAUCUCGAAAACGGGUUCGCACCCAGCGUCGACAGUUGUUUAACAUCAAACAAUAGCCCGGUGAAUUCACCCGCGGGCCUGAGCCCACAAGCGGCUGUUCUUAAGAAGAGACAACGGGACGUGUUUAGCAACCCUGCGGGCCAGGCGAGCCGAAUGGAUGAUGUUUGGAUUUCUUGAUGCGAAAUUGUAUCGCGGAAAUGUCAUUUUUAUUCCUUUUUUUUUUUUUAAUUUAUUGUUAAUCUGUGAUCAACUGAUCAUUCUCAACCAACUGUAACCUUUUAGUGUUGUGAAAUGUGAAUUGCAAAACAACAAACAGAUUAUCUUUAAUCAAUUUGUGUUGUUAAAUUGUUA